AUGUUUGCUGUGACUAGUGAGAGAAUGCUUACGCUUGCCGGUUACAUCGAUGCCAAGACUGAUGCUGGGGUUGUUGAUGUUGGGUUGGUCUUAGACAAACAUAACAUGCAGAAAGAUUGGCUUCCUGUGCCUCAGCUGACUCGAAACCCUUCUUUGAUUCUCUACUUCAAAACUGCCUUUUCUUCUAGAAAGAUUCAGGCAAUCAGUGAUGACUUCGAUGGCAAAGAAGAAGCAACAAGAUCACUCAGUUCAUUUGUCAACGUUUUCUGUAACUUGUCUUAUACAUGGGUUUGCUUAGUCAAAAGGCAGAUGAAAUAA
Messenger RNA from Prunus armeniaca (apricot), 318 nucleotides. The record is from the annotation of a GenBank genome assembly. Lineage: Eukaryota; Viridiplantae; Streptophyta; Magnoliopsida; Rosales; Rosaceae.